This is a messenger RNA of Eruca vesicaria subsp. sativa (arugula), 4565 nucleotides long. The record is from the annotation of a GenBank genome assembly. Lineage: Eukaryota; Viridiplantae; Streptophyta; Magnoliopsida; Brassicales; Brassicaceae.
AUCAGUUAGAGAAGAUAUAAAAUAGAUGGUGUAAGAUACAAGAAAACUUACGUCUUGUUGUAUUAAUUGGUUCAACCGAGACCAUUGCCAAGACCCCUUCUCCCCCCUAACCCCUUAGGAAUAUAGAGUAUUGAAUAUUAUGCAGCCAAACCCUUUUUGGCUUCCUCUUCAGAUCUCAGAAAAAAAAGAACCAGAAAAUUCUGCUUCACCAGAUAUUUGGAGACAGGGAAGAGGAACAGACAAUACAAGAGAUAGAUAGAACUUCAUACUGCAGGUCAGCUUAAUAAAGAAAAACAUGGUGAACUCCUAUUUAUCAAAUUGCGCAAGCGUGAUGGUUGAGAGGAUUAAUAAUUCUCAAGGACUGGUCGAAGUAUGUAAAGGAAAAUCCUCCAGCGCGUUACUGAAGAGAUUGAGGGUGGCUUUAACUACUGUGGAUGCGGUGCUUGGAGAUGCUGAGCAGAAAGCAGAAACUGUACCAGAAGUGAAACAUUGGCUCACAGGAAUCACAGACGUUUUCUUCCAGGCAGAGGAUAUUCUUGAUGAGUUGCUAACAGAGGCUUUGAGAAGAAGGUUAGUAGCUGAAGCGGGGGUAUUAGGACGAUUCCAGAAUCUCAUGGCUGGUAGCGAAACCAUACAGAAAAAGAUAGAACCAAAGAUGGAAAAAGUGGUUACACUACUGGAACAUCAUGUGAAACACAGAGAAGUUAUUCGACUAAAAGAGUAUAGUGAGAUUCGACAACCACAGUGGAGGCAAGCGUCACGGUCAAGAACUGAUGAACAAGGUAGACUGGUUGGGAGAGCAGAAGAUAAAGCAGCGUUAGUUGAUUUACUGCAAUCUUAUGAUGAAACAGGAAUCAGAAAAGCAACUGUUGUUUCCAUUGUUGGUAUGCCAGGGGUUGGAAAGACUACCUUGAUGCAGAUAGUUUUCAACGAGGAUACUGUGACAGAACAUUUUGAUGUUAAAAUGUGGAUCUCUGCUGGGAUUAACUUUAAUGUCUUCACAGCUACAAAAGCCGUUCUGCAGGAGAUCACUUCGAGUGCAGUUAAUACUGAGGAUCUACCUUCACUUCAAGUUCAGCUGAAGCAAGAACUAUCAGGGAAGAGAUUUUUACUCGUUCUUGACGAUUUUUGGUCUGAAAGUAAUGCAGACUGGGAAAGUUUCCACGUCGCCUUUACUGAUGCAAAGGAAGGAAGCAAGAUUGUUCUAACCACGCGAAGUGAAGUCGUCUCCACAGUUUUACAGGCUGAAAAAGUCUACCGAGUGAAGCUGAUGACAAAUGAAGAAUGCUGGGAGGUCAUCUCUAGAUCUGCUUUUGAAAGUUCUGAUGACCAACGAUUAGAAGGAAUUGGCAAAAAGAUUGCAGAACAGUGUAAAGGGUUGCCGUUAACUGCAAAAGUCAUCUCAUCACAUCUCAGGUCAAAGACAAAACCUGAUGAUUGGUACGAUGUAUCAAAGAAUUUCUCAACUUACACCAAUAGUAUCCUUCCGGUUUUAAAACUGAGCUAUGAUACUCUCCCUCCUCUACUCAAGCGAUGUUUUGCUCUCUGCUCAAUAUUCCCCAAAGGUUAUGUGUUCGAUAGGGAGGAGUUGGUGCUUCUAUGGAUGGCGAUAGACCUCUUAUACCAACCAAGGAGUAACAAAAGAUUAGAAGAGAUUGGUUACGAGUACCUUGAUGAUUUAGUUGAUCGAUCUUUUUUCCUGAGGUCGGACAUGACAACGAAAACCUUUGUGAUGCAUGAUCUCAUGAAUGAUUUGGCUAAAGCUGUUUCAGGAGAGUUUUGCUUCAGACUAGAGGGUGACAAUAUUCCGGAGAUACCAAGCAUGGCUCGACAUUUUUCGUUUUCUAGAAGCCAAUGUGAUGCUUCCGUGGCUUUCAGGUCCAUCCGUGGUGCUGAGUUUCUGCGAACUAUUCUUCCGUUUGAUGUGCCAUCGGGUCUUGAAUCUCUCCAACUCACAGAGAAAAUCUUGAAUCCAUUGCUUCAGGCAUUGAGCAGUUUAAGAAUUCUCAGCUUGUCUCAUUAUCAGAUAACUCGCUUGCCUAAGUCACUAAAGGGUUUGAAGCAGUUACGGUAUCUAGAUCUGUCAAGCACCAAGAUAAAAGACCUCCCAGAGUUUGUGUGUACCCUCUGUAAUUUGCAGACACUGCUACUAUCAAAUUGCUGUUACCUGACUAGCCUGCCAACAAACAUAGCCGAACUCAUCAACUUGCGCCUCCUCGACCUUGUUGGCACUCCCUUGGUAGAGAUGCCACUAGGAAUAAGAAAGCUGAGAAGCUUGCAGAAGUUAUCUAAUUUUGUUGUAGGAAGGCUGAGCGGAGCCGGACUGCAUGAGCUCAAAGAACUUACUGAUCUCCGAGGGACUCUUCGCAUCUCUGAGCUACAAAACGUGGCUUUCGCUUCAGAAGCAAAAGCUGCUGGUUUGAAAAGGAAGCAGUUUCUAGAUGGGUUAAUCUUGAAGUGGACUGUGAAUGCUUCUAGCUUUGCCCCUGGUAGUCUUAGUACCUUGGCAUGUGACCAGAAAGAGGUCUUGAAGAUGCUGGAACCUAACGCAAACUUGAAAACGUUUUGCAUUGAGUCUUAUCAGGGCGCAGAGUUUCCUAAGUGGUUGGGUGAUCCUUUAUUCAGUAGUAUUGCAUCUGUCACUCUCAGCAGCUGCAACCUCUGCAUAUCACUACCUCCUCUGGGGAAGUUGCCUUCACUCAAUUACCUAAGCAUUGAGAAAUUUAAUAUUUUGCUGAAGGUUGGUCUAGACUUCUUCUUCGGUGACAACACCUCUAACUUUGUACCGUUUCAAUCCUUACAAACUCUGAAGUUUUAUGCCAUGCCGAGAUGGGAAGAAUGGAUAUCUCCGGAACUAGAAGGUGGGAUCUUUCCUUGUCUACAGAAACUAGUGAUAGAAAAAUGCCCCCGGUUAAAGUCAAAGUUUCCACAAGGACUCCCUUCUUCAACUCAAGUCACCAUCUCUGAUUGCCCCCUAAGAGCAGUUCUUGGUGGAGGAGAGGGUUCCUCCCCAGGGGAUAUUAGCAUAACUGAACCACCUUCCCCUAUGUUGGAUGCGACUCCAAGUUCUCAAUCAGAUAGAGGCACAAGUAGUCAGAGUAAUAAUGACACUGAAGUAACUUCGACGUCAAGCAUGUCGUCUUUGCCAAAGAACCAUCCACUAUCAGAAGAGAUGGCGCAAUAUAUAACUCAACUCGAAAACCCACAUCAGCAUAUUGAAGAAGAACCUGCUGUGAUAUCUGCAAGAUUCUCAGAACUCAUCUCCUCCGCUGAUCUCAGCUCCCUACUGUCACAAUCACCACUUCUUCCAGGUUCUGGUCACCCUGGAAGUAGUAGCAACCAGAACCAGCUACUUGUUCCAAGUGGACCAUCUAGUGACAACGGUAUGACCAGGCCUUCACAAUCAAUCGAUGAAACAGACAUGGAAUACAUAAAAGUGACAGACAUCUCUCACCUCAUGGAACUACCCCAAAACCUCCAAUCACUCCACAUCCACACCUGCGACGGCCUCACUUCCUUACCCGAAAACCUCUCCGAAAAACAUCCAAAUCUCCACGAACUCCUCCUCGUCUCAUGCCAUUCCCUACAAUCCUUCCCACCAACCACACUAAAAACCCUCUACAUAACAGACUGCAACAAACUCAACUUCCAAGAAACCUUACAACCAACACGCAGCUACUCACAGCUCGAACACCUCUUCAUCGAACGCAGCUGCAACAACAACAACCUCAUCACCUUCCCUCUAUCCCUCUUCCCAAAACUCAAAUCCCUCUCAAUCACAAACUGCGAAACCUUCACAUCCUUCUCCAUCCACGACGGACUAGGGGACGACAGAAUCUCACUCAAAGCCCUAGAGAUCAGAGACUGCCCUAACCUAACAACGUUCCCUCACGGAGGCCUCCCAACGCCGAAGCUCUCCUCAUUGCUAAUCUCAAACUGCAAAAACCUCAAAGCCUUACCGGAGAAACUCUUCAGCCUCACGUCUCUCCACUCACUCUUCAUAAUCAAAUCCCCAGGGAUAGAUUCCAUCCCUGGAGGAGGCUUCCCGAGCAAUCUACGAACACUAUGCAUCAACCUAUGCCCUAACCUAAGGCCUAGGAUUGAGUGGGGGUUACGAGAUUUAGAGAAUCUUCGGAAUCUUGAGAUUGAAGGAGGUAACGAAGGGAUUGAAUCGUUUCCGGAAGAAGGUUUGCUGCCGAGAGGGAUUUUUUCUCUGAGGAUAAGUUGUUUUGAGAAUUUGAGUAGGUUGAAUCGGUUAGGGUUUCGAGAUACGAAGGGUUUGGAGACGAUGGAGAUCGACGGUUGUGAUAAGUUGAGGAUAUCUAUGGAGGAAGAUCUUCCUCCUUCUUUGUCUUGUUUGAGGAUUAGCUCUUGUUUGUUGGUUACUGAGAAACUUGCUGAGGAAGGAACGGAGUGCGUGUUUAGUGUUCCGUAUGUGGAAAUAGACGGUGAGAUUUUUUCUUGAGGAAAUGUUUUGUAAUGUGUGUAUUAGAACUUGACCCGCACCCCCGUGCGGGUGUUUAAUUUUAUUUGUGUUCACCGUAAACUUAUAAACUGUUGAUUUU